Messenger RNA from Oryza sativa Japonica Group (Japanese rice), 1560 nucleotides. NCBI's taxonomy places the organism in Eukaryota, Viridiplantae, Streptophyta, Magnoliopsida, Poales, Poaceae. The record is from RefSeq and is a predicted model, not a curated record.
GCGCGCGGUCGAGCGCAACGCAACGCAACUCCACCGUACCAACCGCGGCGCGGCCGAUCGAUCGACGCGAAUCCCGCAUGCGUAUACGUACUAUUCUACGUGAAGUAUAUGUGUAGCCGAUCGAGCCGUCUCCCACCGCGCGCUCCCUCCCUGCCCCCGCGACAGCGACGCCGAGCGAGCGAGAGCGCGCAGCUAGCCACAGCCUCCAGAGCUAUAGCUACAGCGCGAUCGAGAGAGAAGGGGGGAGACAGUGAGGCCGAGAGCGAGAGGGCCAGCCACGCACGCACGCACGCCACCGCGCUCCAUUGGCCACCCCCUCGCCAUCGCCACGAUUAAACUACUCUCUUGCUACUCCCCCUCCAUCCAUCCACACACUCCACCAUUUCCUCUUCUUCUUCCUCCAUAUCACACGGUUUUCGUCCAUCGAUCAUCAGAGCUCGAUCGGGCGCCAUGGAUGGGGAGGAGGACAGCGAGUGGAUGAUGAUGGACGUUGGAGGGAAGGGCGGGAAGGGCGGCGGCGGCGGCGGCGCGGCGGACAGGAAGAAGCGGUUCAGCGAGGAGCAGAUCAAGUCGCUGGAGUCCAUGUUCGCGACGCAGACCAAGCUGGAGCCGAGGCAGAAGCUGCAGCUCGCCAGGGAGCUCGGCCUGCAGCCUCGCCAGGUCGCCAUCUGGUUCCAGAACAAGCGCGCGCGGUGGAAGUCCAAGCAGCUCGAGCGCGAGUACUCCGCCCUCCGCGACGACUACGACGCCCUCCUCUGCAGCUACGAGUCCCUCAAGAAGGAGAAGCUCGCCCUCAUCAAGCAGCUGGAGAAGCUGGCGGAGAUGCUGCAGGAGCCACGGGGGAAGUACGGCGAUAAUGCCGGGGACGACGCGCGGUCGGGCGGCGUCGCCGGCAUGAAGAAGGAGGAGUUCGUCGGCGCGGGCGGCGCCGCCACGCUCUACUCGUCGGCCGAGGGUGGCGGGACGACGACGACGACGACGGCCAAGUUGAUGCCCCACUUCGGCAGCGACGACGUCGACGCGGGGCUCUUCCUCCGGCCGUCGUCGCAGCAUCAUCCGCCGCCGCCGCACGCCGGUGCCGGCUUCACGUCCUCCGAGCCGGCCGCCGACCACCAGUCCUUCAACUUCCACUCGAGCUGGCCGUCGUCCACGGAGCAGACCUGCAGCAGCACGCCAUGGUGGGAAUUCGAGAGCGAGUGAGCAUCCACACUGUUACUACUAGGCUACUCAUGGAUGAUCCAUCGAUCGCCACAGAUCAUGCAUGCCACGAUCAGAAUUUCAAUUCGCCGCGAGGACGGAUCAAACCUGUACUAGAUCGGAUCAGAGCAAACAUAGCAGAGAAGAUGAUCAAACCAACAGUGAUGUGUACAUAGCUUUCUGUAGAUCAAAACCCCAGGCAGUCUCCUCUCCAUCCAGCCAUCAGCAUGCGAAAAUUCUCUCUCUCUUUUUUUCCCCUCCAAGUCUUACUCGACUUCGAUGUUGUUAUCACAACACCACAUCAUGUAAUCCAGCAACACGCCGAGAUGAAAAAAAGGUUAAAAAGCUUAUAGAGUUCGUUCA